UCAUUCGAUAAUACAGAACCGCUUCGACACUUCAAAACAGACAUGAGUUUGAUCGGAGACCUUGUUUUCAUCUUAGUCCUUUUGUCAGCUACAGUAUCGGCUCAAGAUGAUUGCUGCUCCAUCUCAAGACAAAGAGCGUUAGAGAGUUUCAGACAAGAUGUAAGCACCAGAGUCAACUCGGCCGUGCCGGUGUUGUUUGAAACGUCCCAGCCGUACAGGGGCCGAAGGUACUACCUGUCCAAGCCGCUGGGUAACGCCGACAUCAACAGGUCCCAGGCCAUGUGUCUGCUGAUUGGGGGCUACCUGGCCGAGAUCGACGACGCCGCUGAGUAUCUGUUCGUCAAGAGUUUCAUCCGAGGCUACAGCGGCUUCUUCGCGGUCUACACGGGGGGCAACGACGAGGCCCAGGAGGGCGCCUGGGUGUACCGCUACAGCGGCAAGCCCGUCACCUACCUGGACUGGACACCUGGACAACCCACCAAUGAUAUUGACGGGGAUUGUUUGACCUACCUGGACAGAACCGACUGGAAGAUGGACGACUUCCGGUGCAACUACAGUAACGGAGAUACGAGAUUCAUCUGUGAGGUUCCAGACAGCCCAGUUUAAAACAAGUCAUACCUGUAGCUAGGUGCCUUAAAGCACCUGCAACUACAUCAUACCUGUAGCUAAGUGCCUUAAAACACCUGCAACUACAUCAUACGUGUAGUUAAGUGCCUUGAAGUACCUACAUUAAAGAUCCUACCCUAUUGGUUAUUAAUACGCAAUUAUUGUAUACGCAAUGAAGAAUUAUCAAAUUACCAUUUAGCAAAAUAUGUUUUAGCUAAAAUAGCGAAGUAUUUUUUCAACGCUUGUCAUGUUUUCACCAAACAUAUGGGAAUUGUUAGUUAUUAUUGCUUGAUUAUAUAAAAUAAAUAACGUGCUUUAGAAAUCUAA
Physella acuta is the source of this 933-nucleotide messenger RNA. RefSeq names its product mannose-binding protein. NCBI's taxonomy places the organism in Eukaryota, Metazoa, Mollusca, Gastropoda, Physidae. The record is from RefSeq and is a predicted model, not a curated record.